CCCGGCCCCCGGCCCCCGGCUCCGCCCCGGCUCCGCCCCGGGACUCUCGCUCCACCGGCGCGGCCCCCGCCCAGCCCUGCCGCCCGGCCCCAGGUCCGGCCGCGGCCGCUCCCGCCUGGAGCCGCCGCGCGCCCCCAGCCCCCCGGAGCCCCCCCGGCCCCUCGCCUUCCUCUUCCCGGCGCGGCCCCCGGGCUUUCGCGCCCCGCCCGCCACCAACCCGCUCGCCACCAUGUCCGUGGAGCUCGAGGAGGCCCUGCCGCUGACGAGCGCCGAGGGGGCGGCCAAGAGGACCCAGGCGGGCGGCUCGUCGGCCACGCCGCCUCCGCCCAAGAAGCGGAGGAGCGGCAAGAAGAAGAACCAGCCGGGCAAGUACAGCCAGCUGGUGGUGGAGACCAUCCGCCGCCUGGGCGAGCGCAACGGCUCGUCGCUGGCCAGGAUCUACGCCGAGGCCAAGAAGGUGGCGUGGUUCGACCAGCAGAACGGCCGCACCUACCUCAAGUACUCCAUCAAGGCGCUGGUGCAGAACGACACGCUGCUGCAGGUCAAGGGCACCGGCGCCAACGGCUCGUUCAAGCUCAACCGCAAGAAGCUGGAGGGCGGCGGCGACCGGCGCGGGGCCCCCGCGGCCCAGCCCGCCCCGGCGCCCGGCGCGCACAAGGCCAAGAAGGCGGCCCCGACGGCGGCGUCCCGGCGCGCGGACGCGAAGGCGACCAAGGCCAAGGCCGAGCAGCGCCCGCCCGCCAAGGCCGCCGCCGCCGCGCAGAAGGACAAAGGCAGCGGGAAGGCGAAGAAGGCGGCGGCCGGCGGCGGCAAGAAGGUGAAGAAGGCGGCCAAGCCCAGCGUCCCCAAAGUGCCCAAGGGCCGCAAGUGAGGCCCCCCGCCGCCCCCGCGCCCCCGCCGCCGGGACGGGUCUUGGUCGCUUUCGGUUUUUGAACCGGGCCUGGCGGCGCCGCCAUCGGUCCUCGCCCCUAGCGACGGCGGUCGUCAUGGCGACCGGCCUCUGGCGCCACUGGCCCGGGCCGCGGGGCCGCUCGCUGUCGGUCGGGUUUUUUGUCUUGGCGGGGGAGCCCAAUAAACUGCUGAAACCUU
Molecule: messenger RNA, 1089 nt
Organism: Erinaceus europaeus (western European hedgehog)
Lineage: Eukaryota; Metazoa; Chordata; Mammalia; Eulipotyphla; Erinaceidae
Product: histone H1.10
Exons: 1
Coding region: 230-871 (213 amino acids)
Biological process (GO): nucleosome assembly
Cellular component (GO): nucleosome
Molecular function (GO): structural constituent of chromatin; DNA binding
Source: RefSeq, a predicted model, not a curated record